AGGACUGAGGUUUGUUUAUGUCUCUGUUGCUUCCAGAGGACUGAGGUUUGUUUAUGCCUCAAGCUCCUGAGAAAAGAAACACAACACUGACUCCUGAGAAACUUAAUAAUUAUCUAGUUUCUCUCCACAGCAGCAGGUGUUGCACCGGAGUGAAGCUCAUGUCCCGGUUCAGCCUCCUGCCGGUGGAAGGCGGAGAUCCGAUCCCUUUGCAGCCGGGAGAGACGGUGGUGGGCCGGGGUCCUUUACUCAGAGUCAGUGAUAAGAGGGUUUCCAGGCAGCACGGGCUGCUGGAGAACCUGAAUGGACAGCUACGUCUCAAACCGAUCCACCUGAACCCAUGCUUCGUCCAGUCGUCCCUCACCGACGACCCUCGGCCUCUGAAGAAAGACACCUGGCAUCUUCUUCAUCAUGGAGAAUUGUUCUCUCUGCUGCCGGGCCAGUACAUCUACGAGGUGGCGUCUGAGUCGGGCGGAGAGGAAAGCACGCCAAGAAACAGUCAAAUGCUUGAAGAAGAGGAAGAUCUUCCUGUGUCACCUGAGCCAGAUGUUGAGCCAACUCAAGCUCCAGCCAAUGAGGAAGCUACACUGGCAACUCUGUCCAAUAAAGAAGAAGAAGAAGAAGAAGAUGGAGAAAAAGAUGGAGAAGCAGAAGAAGAAGCCGACAGAAGUUUAAAUAAGAGAGACAAGGCUCGACCACAGGAAGUGAAGACUGACCAGCGUGACGACGUUGCUUUACCUGCACAGAAGAAGAGAGUUUUACCUGCGUGGAUGAUGGCGGCUGUCUCAGCUCCACAGGCCUCCUCCUCCUCCGCCCCUAAAGCUGUAAAGAGGAGUAAAGGAUCCACAGCGACGCCAACCAGCACGAAACGAGCGGCGGUCAAACAGGCCCCGCCCACUAUGACAUCCACAUCUGGGAGGGCGGAGCUUAGCGAAGAGGAGGAGGAAGAGGAGAUGCCGAAGAAGAAGAGGAGGAAGAUGAGCGAUAAAGAAGAAGCUCAGCCCAAAUCAGACGUUCCUUCACAGCAGCCCACAGUCAGCAUGGAGGUGGAGGAGGAGGCACAGCGAGGCUCCACCAGCAGCGAGUCCGACAACAACAACAAGACAAAAAACAGACAGAGGACGACCAAAAAAACAGAGUCUGGCGGCUCAAACGGCGGCUCGGCGGCCAAACCCAAACUCAGAACACCGUGUCCGUACGGGAAAGACUGCUACAGGAAGAACCCGGCCCAUUUUCAGGAGAGCAGUCACCCUGGCGACACCGACUACGAGGACGAGGAGGAGGAGGAGGAUGAGGAGGAGGAGGAAGACCGACCCGAGUGCCCCUACGGCACCGACUGCUACAGGAAAAAUCCUCUUCACAGGAAAGAAUACAAACACACCAAGAGACCAGCUCGCACCACUCGCACCGUUCCCAAAAAGGCCUCCGCCGCCGAUGAUGAUGAUGACGAAGAUGACUUUGGGGACAAUGACAGCUUCAUUAAUGACGACAGUGAUGACUCGGGCGAUGACUCAGACUACGCUCCCCCCGCCGACUCUGGCGACAGCGGCAAGGAGGACGUCAAAAGACUGCAGAGAGAAGCGAAGGCCUUUCUGAAAAAGAGGAAGUAGAUUUUGUUUGUUUGUUUGGUUUGGGUUUUUUUAUGUGCAGAGACACAACAGAUCAUAAGGACACUUAAUCAGCUGGAGUAGCUGCGGCUGAGGCCUCAACAGCUUCAGAUACAGCUGAGAAUGAGCCCAAAAAACACUAUGAAGAGGUUAUUUUAGACUCUGUUUAGUAUCAAACUACAAUUCUUACUUCUGAUUAACUCUGAGAUUAGAUCUGGAUUUAAAUCUUUAUCUGGACUCUUGUUUGACUUUUUGUAUUUAGAUAUUUUACAUUUUAGCAACUCUGCUUUUUUAAACAUUUUAUAACAUUUGAUACAAAAGAUACCAUAAAAAGCACAUAUGUUUUUACUGGCAUUAUAUUUAAAUGUGCGACCUCAGUUCCAGUCAGUGUGUCGUAAAGUUAGGUAACCAGUAAUAAAAGGUAAUAUAGUUAGUUUAAAUGUUCAGACUUUGACAUCUUUGCCUUAAACUGUAUAUAAUAAGGACAGCUUUGUUGUUGUUUAGCUGUCGCCAUGGCAACCACAAACACAACCGCUGAUUUUUGUGUGACUGUCCUGCGACGUCCUCGUGCAGCAUUAAAUGUUUAAAAAAAAAUUAAGGAACUGGGAGAACUUUAUGAACUGGGAAUGUUUUGGGAAUCACUGGAAAUUGUUUAUAAUAGAUUUAUGAUCAACAUUCUGGAGAUGGGUUAAAACUUUAAUUUUUGUGUUUUCAACAUUUUUUGAAUUUCGGUUGAAGCUCCACCCGUUGUUGUAUCAGCCUGUAAAUAUGU
Scomber scombrus (Atlantic mackerel) is the source of this 2376-nucleotide messenger RNA. It is a transcript of the gene aplf, whose product is annotated as aprataxin and PNKP like factor. Gene Ontology annotation, biological process: double-strand break repair. The transcript is spliced from 11 exons. The record is from RefSeq and is a predicted model, not a curated record. Gene Ontology annotation, cellular component: site of double-strand break; nucleus. The coding region runs from base 54 to 1607 and encodes 517 amino acids. NCBI's taxonomy places the organism in Eukaryota, Metazoa, Chordata, Actinopteri, Scombriformes, Scombridae. Gene Ontology annotation, molecular function: DNA-(apurinic or apyrimidinic site) endonuclease activity; protein binding; 3'-5' exonuclease activity.